UUUUUAUUUCAUUCAUAUUUACCUAUUUCUGAAUUUUCUACUCUAGACUUAUUCUGCGUUUUUCUUCUCCUACUCACAGUGAGUAGGAGAAGUUCCUGAGCUUAGUUUGGACUAUUUUACAUUAUUAUCGUCUAAAGAAUCCAUGUAUUCACAACUAAGUGCGUAGUCAUCCAAUUACAUAUUAUAACCCAGUAUGAGCAGUCUUCGAAGUUCAUAUAUAUGAUUUCAGGUUCUUAACACCUUUAAAAAGUUGCAUCGUACAAGAAUGAAAAUAUUUUCAGGAGAUGAGAGAGCUUUGACUGCAGCUAGAUUAAAGAUAAAUGAAGAAUUCAACAAAAAUAAACAUGUUAAAGAAGAGGAUGCUAUAAAAGCAAUGAUUAAACUUGCUGAAGAUGUUGAAAGAGAACUGAGAACUCAAGUUAUACAGGCUCGAGAAAUAAAACCAGGUGUAUUCGAGGCAAAAGUAAAUGAAGAUACUGUUAUGUUGGAUAAUGUACCAUUUGAUGAACAUGCUGUAAUUGAGAAUUCUCCCAAAAGUAGAAGAUCAUGUUGUCAAAGUGAAUCAAAAUCUAAAUAAAAUGGAUUGCAGAGCCUAUGAUGCUUUAAAACACUGGACAGAAUUUAUAUUAUACAUAAACACAUUUCAUCAUAGGUAUUCAAAGAUGUGUAGCUCAUGUAGUACUUAAGAAAAGUUUUAGUUAAUAAUAAUAUCCUAGUCUUUUGCUUGUAUUUUCAAUAUGUAGUUAUUCUAAUAUAAUAUAUUUCAAAUCUAAA
This is a messenger RNA of Amyelois transitella, 774 nucleotides long. RefSeq names its product complex III assembly factor LYRM7. The transcript is spliced from 4 exons. The record is from RefSeq and is a predicted model, not a curated record. Gene Ontology annotation, biological process: mitochondrial respiratory chain complex III assembly. The coding region runs from base 266 to 577 and encodes 103 amino acids. NCBI's taxonomy places the organism in Eukaryota, Metazoa, Arthropoda, Insecta, Lepidoptera, Pyralidae.